Molecule: messenger RNA, 774 nt
Organism: Grus americana (Whooping crane)
Lineage: Eukaryota; Metazoa; Chordata; Aves; Gruiformes; Gruidae
Gene: PSCA
Product: prostate stem cell antigen
Exons: 3
Coding region: 175-543 (122 amino acids)
Source: RefSeq, a predicted model, not a curated record
CCCAAAGCAAAUAUCACCACCACAAACCAACCACUCCCUUGGUCCAGCGAGCAGCCUCGCUCAGGUGCCUUCACAGGGUAACCUUCUGGGCAUGCCCGAUUGCUGCCUCCCAGGGUAUAUAAACCGCCUCACGAGGAAACAACCCAUAUUCAGCACGAGAGAGCAUAUCUCAAAAUGAAGGCUGUCCUUGUCCUCCUGGUCGGAGCAGUCCUGUGCUUGGACUCAGGUUCUUCUUUGCAGUGUUACAGCUGCAAGUCACAGCUCAGCAACUCCAAAUGUCAGACGAAAGUGGACUGCAAGGAUAAUGACAUGUGCAAGACAGAUGUGAUCAGGGUCGUAGGGCUCUUCACCAUCAUCAGCAAGGGCUGUGACUCAUCAUGCGAAUCAUCCUAUCAGGACUUCAGCGUGGGCAAAAGGAAUAUCUCCUGCUGCAACAGCAACCUCUGCAACAUCAACGCAGCGGGCAGUGUGAGGUACAGCUAUGGGAUGGCAGUGGGGAUAGCAGCCAGCGUGCUCUGGCCCUUCCUGAACAACAGACUGUGAGGAGCAAAGAGGACUUCCAUGACCACAGGAAGUCUUGGAACACCCCACUUAUGACAGGAAUUGAAACUGGGAGCAAGAUGGUGUCUUGGGCACACAGCAUCCUUGGAGCUGAUGGCAGAUCUUUGCCGUAUGAUAGCUUCUUCUUUACUGCUAUUGUAUUGCUGUAGUGCUACUAGAUAAGAAAAUAUGUGUGCAUGCUAUCUGCGUAACUCCUAAAAUAUACUGAUUUCU